Molecule: messenger RNA, 1160 nt
Organism: Schistocerca piceifrons (Central American locust)
Lineage: Eukaryota; Metazoa; Arthropoda; Insecta; Orthoptera; Acrididae
Product: zinc finger protein OZF-like
Exons: 2
Coding region: 556-1011 (151 amino acids)
Source: RefSeq, a predicted model, not a curated record
AAUCUUUGAGUGUAUAAGCCACAAUGUUCUGUAACACUUAGACAUUGCUGGCAGAGUACAUUGUGUGACCAGUAGUUUGCUAAGUAAUGCAGUUUGUUUAAGAAAUUUAUAAUACAAUACGUUAAUACAAAGGCUGAAUAGGAAAAAAAAUAUCAAUGCAUUAUGAUCCAGUUUUGUUCUUUGUAAGCAUCAAAUUCUCGUCUGCAUUGAAACAUUUUGAUUUAUGAUUCCUUCUGCCAUGUUGUCUUUGGUUCCUCCAGUUACCAGUGGAUUAAUAAUGUAGUUAGAACAUUCGAAAUGAAUAUGACUUCUACAUUCUUUAUUUAUCUUUUGGUAUUCAGCAAAUAUCACAGUGAAGCUGUGUGCAUUUCCAUUGUUUAUAUUUAUCUGUGAGCACUGAACUGAUAUGGUAAAGAAACUCAUUUCGUAAUUUGUGCAUGAUGACUUAUGAUAUGAUAAUGUAAAAACAACCAGAAAAAAGAUAACACAAUGUGUAAAGCCUUUUAAAAGCCUAAUGCCCUAAAAAUAGUUAUAUUCAUCUGAGUGUCAUACUACAUGUACACUAGUAAUGCUGUUUCCUUUGCAGGUGUGAGUCCACAGCUGCUGGAUGGAGAUUCUGUACUGUUUAGGGGAAUUUCCCAGUGGUCCCCAGUUGUGAAAGCCAGAAGCUUUGCUUGUGCCCGCUGUCACAAUGCUUAUACUCGCCGAGACAACCUGAUGCGUCACAUCCGAUUUGAAUGCGGUGUAGAACCACAGUUUGAAUGUCCCAUAUGCUACAAAAAAAUGAAGCACAAAUUUUCAAUGAUUAAACACAUGAAAAACCAUAACAGGAUUAGAAAUUUACAGCAAGUAAAUUUUUUGUGUGAAUCCACAGUUGCUGGAAGGAGACUCUGUAUUGUUUCAAGGAAUUUCUCAAUGGUAUCCAGAUGUAAAAGCCAGAAGUUUUACUUGUGCUCGUUGUCACAAUGCCUAUACCCGACGACACAACCUGAUGCGUCACAUUCGAUUUGAAUGUGGUGUAGAACCACAAUUUGAGUGUCCUGUAUGCCACAUAAAAAUGAAACACAAAUUUUCUUUGAUUAAACACAUGAAAAAGCAUAACAGGAUUGACAAUUUACAGCAAGUAAAUUUUUUGUGAGAGAUGAACCAGUUUUUUUGUA